CUUUACCUUUUUUUUUCUCGACUACAACAUAUAUUUAUUAUUGAAACAUACGGCAGUACUCUAUAAUAUUUACUACUAUUAAUUACGCAACCCUUUACUAUUACAAUCAAUUUAAUACAACAAUGACAGCCGCGGAUCAAUCAAAUACUAUUACGGCUACUGGUACGACUGCAAUACCUCCCCCUCUUAUUGCUGAGUCGUCUUCCUCCAUUUUUGAAAUCAGUACCACACAGCAGAAGCAGCAACAGCAACAGCAACAGCAACAGCAACAGCAACAGCAACAGCUUGUCAAUAUGAGUAAUAUGAUAAAGGUGGAACGGAGGCCAUCUAUUAUCGAUCCAGCCAGUAGAACGUUAUACCCCAUCUUAGCUGGUCGCCAUCCUACCAGUGUGCAUUCCAGCCCUUCAAACUCACGAAGAAGCUCUUUUACCGACCAGCAUCAACUCGCACAACAGCCCGCUUCUUUCUCUAACUCACUCUUAUACCCACCAAGCUCUUCUUCGUUUCGUCCUACCCUACUAUCCGGUGCAAGUUCGAUUAACUCACCUCCUACUUCACCGUCUUGCUCUUCUUCACGAAGAUCUUCCACUAUGUCGACUCAUCCUACAAGUAACAAUAACACAACUACGGCUACUCCACCUCAGUUACCAACUCCUCCUAAUAUAACCUCACCUUGGCGAAGAGAAUCCUUACCAUCUAUCUCCUAUAUCACUUCUUCGGCAUCCUCACCUUCCUGCUCUACUUCAUCAAGAACAGCCUAUAACUAUCCGCCAAGCGGUAUUCCCGAACAUGAAGAAGAAGCAGAAGAAGAAGAUACUGAUAUGUCAGACUUGCAGCAACCCUAUCAUCAUCAAUCACAAUAUCAACCUCAAUUUCAGUACCCGUACAUGCCAUCCUACUUUGAUCGCCGACACUCCCUUGCUACGGUCAUGAACAGUAGUAGUAAUAGUAGUCGUCAUAAUUCCAUUUCUUCUACCGCGACUAGCUCAGGAGUAGAAGAAGACAUUCCCAUAAAUAUCAAUAAUAGCAGUGGUAGCAGUACAGGAGGAACGGCGACAGGAGGAAAUAUCAAUAGUCGUAGCAGAAGAGGGAGUGAGCAAGGCUGUUCCUCUCUGGCCUACAAUGCAUUAGCAGCGACCACAACUGCAACACCUUACAGUAGAUCACCUGCAUUGCGUUUAAGUCAUAAAUUAGCAGAACGUAAAAGAAGAAAAGAAAUGAAGGAUUUGUUCGAUGAUUUAAGAGAGUUAUUACCGAUCGAUAAAAGUAUCAAGACCAGCAAAUGGGAGAUUUUGAGUAAAGCUCUGGAAUAUAUUCGAGCCUCGCAUCAGAGAGAGACCAUGAUGGAAAGAGAGAAAUCUGAUUUAUUAAACGAACUAAAUGUAUUGAAAAGGCAGUAGUAAUAAAAGAAGAGACUCAACCACUACUUUCCACCGGAAUAACUUACAAAAGACGAAAGGCAUAGAGAAACAACGAUAUUGAUUAUCAGUUCUUCAAGUUGCUGAAAUAUAAACGUCACCUUAAGAAACAUUAUGCAAUUUGUGUUCAAUAAAAUGUUAGUAAUGAAUGAUUAUAAUACACAUGGUAAUGAUUGGGCUAAUCGCAAUAAUACAUACGUGCCCUUUUCUUGUCUUUGUAAGUUUUCUUUAAACUGCUCAAUUCAAUCAUUAUCAACAGAGCAGACUUGAUGGCAUCUGGAGUGGCUAAAAUCAU
Molecule: messenger RNA, 1713 nt
Organism: Mycotypha africana
Lineage: Eukaryota; Fungi; Mucoromycota; Mucoromycetes; Mucorales; Mycotyphaceae
Exons: 2
Coding region: 123-1400 (425 amino acids)
Biological process (GO): positive regulation of transcription by RNA polymerase II
Cellular component (GO): RNA polymerase II transcription regulator complex
Molecular function (GO): protein dimerization activity; DNA-binding transcription factor activity
Source: RefSeq, a predicted model, not a curated record